Molecule: messenger RNA, 2505 nt
Organism: Sordaria macrospora k-hell
Lineage: Eukaryota; Fungi; Ascomycota; Sordariomycetes; Sordariales; Sordariaceae
Biological process (GO): carbohydrate metabolic process
Source: RefSeq, a predicted model, not a curated record
AUGAUGUCCGCACAGCUUCAACAGCAGCAGCAAAGGCAGCAACAAGAUCAACAACACCAACAGCAACCAAAACAGCAAAACCAGCAGCAACUCCAGCCUUCCCAGCAACAGCUUCAUCAAAGCCUACCGUCUCGGACCGGCAAUGGUCCCGUGUCUGCGAAUGCUUUGACAGGGACGGCAUCGACGGGCGCAACGGGAUCGCAAGCUCCUCCUGCCACCUCCGACACACGGCAGCCGGCCUCUUUCGGACAACUGCGGAACCGUGCCGCCGAAAGUCAGAGUCCCUAUGUGCGCCUACACGCUAAAACACAUGUUGCCUGGCAGUUUCUCGAUGCCGAUACCUUGAAGCGCGCCCAGGCUGAAAAUAAGCCUAUCUUCAUGCACAUUGGCUUCUUAGCCGACCAUCACUGUCGCCUUACAACUCAAGAUUCCUUCUCCAACCACGCCGUUGCCGCCUUUCUGAACUCGUCCUUCAUCCCCGUCAUCAUCGAUCGCGAAGAGCGCCCGGACCUCGACACCAUCUACCAGAACUAUAGCGAAGCUGUAAAUGCUACCGGCGGCUGGCCUCUCAACCUCUUCCUUACCCCCGACCUCUACCCCAUCUUUGGCGGUACUUACUGGCCCGGUCCCGGAACCGAGCACAGCCUUGCCGCUGCCCACGGAGGCACCGGCGGCGUCGGUGGUGGCGCCGCAACCCUCGAGGCUUCCAGUAUCAACGGUGGUGGUGAAGAGUCCUACAAUGAUUUCCUUGCCAUAGCAAAGAAGAUCUACAAGUUCUGGGUGGAGCAGGAGGAGCGGUGCCGUCGGGAGGCGUUUGAGAUGCUUCACAAGCUGCAGGACUUUGCGCAGGAAGGCACCUUUAGCGGCACACCUGCCGAGCCAGUGCCCGUGGUAGCUCCUGUAGCGGCAGCUGACGUGGAGGCAGGCGCUGAUCUGGACUUGGAUCAGCUGGAUGAAGCUUUGGACAGGAUCUUCAAGAUGUUCGACCCUGUGGACUGCGGUUUCGGAACACCAAAGUUCCCCAACCCGGCCCGGCUUUCGUUCUUGCUUCGGCUGGCGCAGUUCCCCAAGGAGGUGAGAGACGUAGUCGGCGACAAGGAGGUCGAGAACGCCGCAUCUAUGGCACGGAGCACCUUGCGUCGCAUUCGCGAUGGCGGAUUGAGGGAUCAUGUCGGCGCCGGCUUCAUGCGAUUCAGCGUCACCAGCGAUUGGAGCAUGCCGCACUUUGAAAAGAUGAUCGGGGAGAAUGCUCUUCUUCUAGGGGUUUUCCUCGACGCCUGGCUUGGCCGUGUUGAAAAACCUGGCGCUGAGACCCGACUUUCUUUGGAAGACGAAUUUGCCGACGUGGUUAUCGAUCUUGCCGAUUAUCUCACAAGCCCGCUGAUUCAGUCCUCCGGGGGCGGCUUUGUCACAAGUGAGGCAGCAGACUCCUUCUAUCGCAAGGGCGACCGGCACAUGCGUGAAGGUGCCUACUAUCUGUGGACGCGCCGGGAGUUUGAUGGCGUGGUUGGGCCGGCCGGCUCUGCAGAAGUGGCGGCGGCGUACUGGAACGUUCUUGAGGAUGGAAACAUCCCCCGCGAUCAGGACCCUCAUGACGAGUUCAUCAAUCAGAACGUUCUGUGCUCCGUCUGGGGUAGAGAUAUCCAGGCCCUGUCAAAACAGUUUGGCAUCCCUGUGAAUGAUAUCAAGAAAACGAUUGCAACGGCACGGGAAAGGCUGAGGGCACGCAGAGAACAGGAGAGGCCAAGGCCUGCGAGAGAUGAAAAGGUAGUGGUUGGAGUCAACGGAAUGGUGAUCUCGGCGCUUGCGAGAACAGGUGCUGCAGUGAGUGACCUAGAGAAAACGAAGAGCAAGAGAUAUUUGGAAGCGGCGCGGCAGGCCGCAACCUUCAUCAAGGAGAACUUAUGGGUCCAGGAUGGCACACAGAACCGCAAAGUACUCAAGAGGUUCUGGUUCAAUCAGCCAAGCGACACAAGGGCGUUUGCGGAUGAUUAUGCGUUCUUGAUUGAGGGCUUGCUUGACUUGUAUGAGGCGACUCUAGAGGCCAAGUGGCUUGUUUGGGCCAAGGAGCUGCAAGACGUUCAAAGUGAACUCUUCUACGACACACCCGUCGUCGGCAACACUCCCACCCUCCGCCACUCGUACACAGGCGGCUUCUACUCAACUGAGGAAGCGACUCUCAGCCACACCAUCCUUCGCCUCAAGAGCGGCAUGGACAAGUCCCAACCGUCAACUAACGCCGUUUCCGCCUCCAAUCUUUUCCGUCUCGGCACCAUCCUCGAUGAGAAGCCCUACAUUCGCCAGGCUAUCGAAACCAUUAAUGCCUUCGAGGCCGAGAUCCUCCAAUAUCCUUGGCUGUUUGUCAGUCUCUUGGCCGGCGUUGUGACUUUGAGGUUGGGUGUCAGGGAGACUCGGGUCAAAGUCGAAAAUACGGCUUCGCUGAAGCAGUAUUGGAAGACGCCCAGCGCUGGGGCGAGCGCCCUUUUGCUUGGGUCUGAUGCUUGA